GUCGAGUGCAUUGCGUAUCUGCAUUCAAUCACUCCAAUGGAAACCCCAUUCUCUUUUGUCGAUCUUCUUCCCAUAUUCACUUUAAUUUCGUAUUAAAUGUUGGAAAAUAUAAGGUCAAAAACAAAAUUAAAUCAAAUCCUCCAUAUUCAAUGAAUGCAAAUUCAACCUAAAUAAAAAAGGCAUUCUCACUGAACCACUUCACAACACCAUGGAUUCCCAAUAUCCUCUAUUCUCCACCAUUGUUACUCUCUACACUAUCAUUUUCAUAUAUUUUCCAACUAUUGCUGCUUCUCCACUCAUCAUUUCAACCUCUGUUCUGUUACUUUCUCUGCUCAGACUCGGUGCAGCUCAGAGAAUUUCACAGAAGAAGAACAAAAAACCCGAAUCCGAGAUCUUAUCUUUACAAAUUUCGGCUGACUUUGGUGAUAGCACCAAGUAUGAGAAUGAUUCGGUGCUUGACCCGGAUCCGGACCUGGACCCGAUUGAUUCCAAUGUGGACUCCUCCAAUUGUGAAAAGGAUUCGGUGUUUGAACCGGAUUCGGAACAGAGAAUGUUUCAUGCCGACGAAUCCAGGGUGGACUCAAGUUGUGAAAAGGAUUCGGUUCUAGAACCGGAAUCGAGACUGUUUCAUGGGGAUUGCUUUGUGGAGUGGAAUGUGAGGGCGCCAUUGGAGGUGAUAUACGAAGCGUAUGAAGGAGAAGAAGACGGGGAAUAUACAGAGGAGAAGAGAGACGAAGAGUUGAGGGUUAUUGAGAAGUAUGCUUCAUUGUCGAUGUACUAUCCGGAAACGGAUACGGACAGUUCGUCGGACGGGGAUUCACCGGUCAUCGGAAACUGGGAUUCGCCGGAGAAUGUGUGUUUUCAGUGGGAUGACGAAGAUAGAGAAGAGUUGAUAGAGAUUGAAUUGGAUUGCAAAAGAAAUAGCGAAGUGGAGGAAGAGAAUUUGAUCGAGAUUGAUCUAAGCCCGGCGAAUUUCCCGGUGAGAUAACUCGCCGGCGGGAAUAUAGUGUUGGGUUUUAGUUAACUAUAAUUAACUAAUUUUAACGAUAGAAAAAAAAAAAGGCUUUUUUUGGGGUUUUCCAUUUUCCACUUUUUUUUACUUCUUUUCUGAUUUUAGAAAAAAGCCUAAAAAGAGGUUUAGUGUGUUGUUUUGCGUAAUUAAAGUGUGUAUUAAGCCCUUAACCCAAUGAUUUAUUGAUGUGUUAAAUGACCAAAAAGACCUUGCGAGUUUUAUUUUUUCUACAAAUCAAAUCUCUAAUUAAACCCUUUAUUCAUUUGGAGAAGAUUCGUAUAAAGUUUUGUCAUCUUUUCCCUCUCAUACAGUUGGACUUUGCCGAAAGAAAUGGCAUGUGAAUUUUCAAAAGUUGCAACUUUAAGAAAGUUCAUGAGAUUUUUGAAUGAAAGGGAUUUGACUAGAAAAAGGUUACUUUAAUUCAUUUCUUCGUUUUUGCUUUUCCAUUUUUAUGGUUAGGAAUUGAGUUGAGUAAAGUAGUUUUCUAAAGGGUAUAUAUAUGAAUUACUCUCUUCGUUCAUUUUUAUUUGUCUACUAUAUUAAAAAU
Molecule: messenger RNA, 1559 nt
Organism: Solanum stenotomum
Lineage: Eukaryota; Viridiplantae; Streptophyta; Magnoliopsida; Solanales; Solanaceae
Exons: 1
Coding region: 209-988 (259 amino acids)
Source: RefSeq, a predicted model, not a curated record